Messenger RNA from Pseudonaja textilis, 2280 nucleotides. Lineage: Eukaryota; Metazoa; Chordata; Lepidosauria; Squamata; Elapidae. The record is from RefSeq and is a predicted model, not a curated record.
AAAGUGAAAGCGGCCCGGGCCGAAACGGAUCGCGCCGCGUCGUCGCUCCGGAGCUCCCGGUCCUCGCCUGCCCGUCCGCCGCGCUCGGUAUGGCCGCCUCCGCCUCCUUCGCCUUCGGCCCCGGCGAGCGGAGCCCCCUCCUCCUCCUCCUCCUCCUCCUCGGUGCCUCCCUGGCCGCCUCCGCCUCCCCCCCGCCGGCCAAGCUGGGCUGCUGGUUCGUGGAGGAGGCGGCCGUCGGGGCCGUCGGGGGCGGCGGGCUGAUGCCCGGCGAGGUGACCCCGCGUCCCGCUCUGCUCGUCCUGCCGCCGCCCGGGCAGCGCCUGCCCGAAGCCACCCUGGAGCGCGACCUGCCCGCCGAGGUGGAGCCCGGACUGGCCUUCCAGCUGCUGGACCCCUCCGGGAGCCUCUGGAGCGGCCGGGAGCCCGACGCCCGUCCCCGCUGGGGCCGCUCCAGCGCUCGGGCCGGCGAGGGCCCAGCGUGCGAGGUGAACCCCUACCGCCCGCGGGAGGCGCACGUGCCCUGGGCCGCGGGGCUGGCGGAGGCGGCGGGGCCGGAGGGCGGCGGAGGCUGCUGCCCGCGCUCGCUGGACGGCCGCUGGGUCGUCGCCUCCAUCCAGAGCCCCGAGGCGGCCUUCGGGGUCAGCAGCAUCCUGCACCAGGAGGGGCCGUUGCCCGGGAAACGGCCGGAAGUGCCCAGGGUCGCCACGGCAACCGCCCGGACGCCGCGGGUGGCGUCCCUGCUGGGGAAGGACGCGCUGCUGGACUGCGGCUUCUCAGCUCCGGCCACGGCCUUCUCGGUUGAGUGGCGUUACCAGCACGGCGGAGCCGGGCGAGUGAUCCUGGCCUACGACGGAGCUGCCCAGCGCAUGGCGGUCGCGGAGGAGGGGGCCCAGCUCUUCCUGGAGCCCGGCAGCAGCAACGUCUCGCUGCAGUUGAAGGGCGCUCAGGUGCGCCACGAGGGGACCUACAUCUGCUCCGUCUACCUGCCCCACCUGCAGGCCCAGCAGGCCAUGGAGCUGAAGAUCGUGCGGCCGCCCAAGGUCACCCUCCGCCCGGUGCCCUUCCCGGUGCCCCUCAACACCCCCACGGACCUGGCCUGCGAGAUCCGCGGCCAUUACCCGCCGAGCGUCUCCGUGGUCUGGACGUGGCACAGCCCUGGAGCCACCCCCGAGGUCCUCCUGGAGACGUGGGAAUCGGGGAACCGGCAGGCGCCGGACGGCACCUUCAGCUUCACCAGCUUCGCCCGCCUGCCCGCGCUCCAGUCCGGGGAUCCGGGGGGCUCCUACAGCUGCCACGUGAGUCACGUGGGGCUGGGCCCGGCGGGGCUCCGGAGGACCCUGAAGCUGAAGGUGGCAGGCUCCGCCGCCCCCUCCGUGGAGGACCUGGUCGGCCUCUUCCUGGUCUCCUUUGGGCUCCUGGGCUUCCUGCAGCUGCUUUCCCAGCGAGCAGUCUUUGGAGAGAAGAAGGAGGCGAGGACGCCGGAGCCGAGCGCCCAGGGUGCCCCGCCCGGCCCCUCCUCCCAGGCGGCUGCCCCUCCCCCCGAGAAGGGCCAGGGGGCCAGCAAGCGGCAGCUCUCCGGCCUCAGGUCCACUCCGAAGUGAAGGGCCUCCCGGGGGCCAGCGCCCCCCUCUGGGUGCCGAAGGAGGGGCGGCAGACCCCCCCCUUCCCUCCCCCCACUGUGAAUCUUAGCUGGCAAUUUGGGGAGGGGUGGUGCUGAACGCGCUUAGGGUGUCCGCCUGUCCUUCCCACGUGCAGGAAGUGGGGAUCCCUGCUCCCCUUCCGGCCAGGCCUCCCUACCUGUCCCCGGGGGCCCUCGGACGGAUGGGCCCCUCCCCCGCUUCCCCCCCCCCGGCAGCUUUCAGAGUGAAGCCCUGGGCAGGCCCCGCCCACAUCCUGCCUCAAGGGGGGGCCAGGGGGGCUCUCAGCAGCCAGGCUGGCCUCCUCUGGGGCCCCCAGUUGUGGCUGUUGCCCCCUUCCCCCUCGCCCCCGCAGAGUGAGCUGUUUUGCUAUCCGAGUCCUGUGCUGAGGCGGCCCCCGUAUUUGGGGAGGGGGUUCUGCCUGGCCUCCCCCUCCCACACAACCGCAGAAGGGGAACGAAGCCCUUGGCCGUGCUGGGAGGAGCCGAUCGGGCCCCGGAAGGUCUGGUCAGGCCAGCCACUGAGGCCUGGCCCUCCCCCCCAGACCACCGUCCUCCCCCUUCCGGAGGCAGUGGGGCUGGGGGCUGUUGCUGCCCCCCCGUACCCCUCUAUCCCCCCCACCCAACCCCGGCCUGUCGGGGUU